AUGUCUUCCACUAAGAAAAGUCUUCUUAGAACCGUGUUUACAGCAAACGGAAGCUGUGGUUGCAGCAAAACAAAAUCCUCUCAAGUGCAUGACCCAACCCCAAAACCCAAAACCUCCCACACUCACCAAAAACCAAACAACCUUAGCAGCAUGGCCUCUUCGACCACUUCCAUGGAACACAUUGAUGAAGAAGAGUUCACCUCUACCACACUAUCCGAAUCCGAGACACUUCAUGAUCACAACAAUCUCAACAAUGUUGUACUCAAACGAAGCCCUCUUGUGGACAGUGUGGCAGUUGAGAAGGACUCUUCCAACCCAUAUCAUGAUUUCAGACACUCCAUGCUCCAAAUGAUCUUUGAGAGAGAGAUCGAGUCAGAGGACGAUCUUCAAGAUCUUCUGCAAUGCUUUCUUCACCUGAAUGCACCAUGUCACCACCAUGUCAUCGUGAAAGCCUUCAGUGCCAUCUGCGAAGAAGCGUUUCCUCGCAAGGCUAUUACCACUCCCGCCGCGUCUGAACCUUCUCCCUCUCGCCGGAGCCCCCUCGCCGUUCGAAAGAGCAAGUGA
Molecule: messenger RNA, 564 nt
Organism: Sphenostylis stenocarpa
Lineage: Eukaryota; Viridiplantae; Streptophyta; Magnoliopsida; Fabales; Fabaceae
Source: the annotation of a GenBank genome assembly